AUUACCACCAACGGCGUCCCUGCGGGCAACCAAAGUCCCCCGAAGAACUCCAUAGCAUAGUAGCUUCCCCAUAAGCUUCCGGAAGAAAAAUGGCCUUCAGCAUUGUCUCCAAGCUCAGCAACGCAAACGCCUGUGCGAUAACCACCAUCAGAUCGAGAUACAGCGAGGGCGGAAGGAGCAGGCCGGACAGAAUCCGAGUUGCGGCGGCGCAGACGGGUGGCGGCGGAAUGACGGUGGAGUUCGAAGAGGGGCAGCUGGAGAGACCUAAAUGGACUGGAGAAACGCCGCUGUCUCGAUUCGUCGGGGCUCUUAUUUCCUUCAGACCUCUGUUCUCUGUUCUCAAACUCGGUGCUCGACAAGUUUUCAUCAGUACAGCUGAGAAAGCCAACAUUCCCUGGACGAAGAUGACCAAGGAGAUUUUAGAGUCGGAUGUUUACAAGGAGAUGGAUGAUCUUAUGGACCCCUCUAUUGUUUAUCCUGAUUAUUAUCUCAAUCCUUUCCAUGCAUAUGAUGAGGGAAACCUUUCUUGGCUGGCUGCAGCAGAAGCUGAGGCUGCAACUAUGUCUAUGAUGUUAAGGGCCAUACCAUAUGCUUCAUCGCUUGAUGAAGCAAAACAAGUGGUUCGAGGAAACUGGCUUCAGGCAAUUGAAAACCACCACCAAAAAUAUUCAGGAAAUUUCCCAAUUAAAGACGUAUUAGAUAUUGGAUGCUCAGUUGGUGUGAGCACAACAUGUCUUGCUGAUAAAUUCCCCGCUGCUAAAGUCACUGGACUAGAUCUUUCUCCGUACUUCAUUUCUGUCGCGCAGUAUAAGGAAAAGCAAAGAAACCAGAGGAAAGAACCAAUACGGUGGAUCCAUGGAAAUGGUGAAGACACAGGCUUGCCUUCAAAAUCGUUCGACCUUGUUUCAAUUGCUUAUGUGUUCCAUGAAUGCCCUGAAAGAGCAAUCAGAAAUAUAGUAAAGGAAGCGUUCCGCCUACUUAGACCUGGAGGCACCUUUUCUGUGACCGACAACUCGCCAAAAUCGAAGACUCUUCAGGUAAUUAUACUUCAAUAGGGAAAGAAAGUGGAGGAAAAGCGUCAAGAAGAAGAGGAAGAGGCCAUCGAACUUGUUCUAUUUCAAGUUUCCGAAUGCUAUGUCUACUUGAUACCUCCACGAAAAACUGCAGCAUCCUACAGGGCUGACGAAUGGAAUGUUAACAAAUGGGCAUGGGAAGGCACUCUAAAAGUUGUUAGUAAAGGAGAAGAAUGCAUUAUUCGGUUAGAGGAUAAGACAACUGGUGAACUCUAUGCUCGGGCAUUUCUUAGAGAGGGAGAGCCACAUCCAGUGGAACCUGUAAUCGAUAGCAGCAGAUAUUUUGUUCUCCGGAUUGAAGAGAAUAUUGAUGGCCGCCUCCGCCAUGCUUUUGUUGGUAUAGGAUUUCGAGAAAGACCCGAAGCCUAUGAUUUCCAAGCCGCCCUUCACGAUCACAUGAAGUACCUCAACAAGAAGAAAACUGCCGAGGAGAUGGAGCAGCAAUUCCAGAACACCUCCUCUGUCGAUUACAGUUUAAAAGACGGGGAAACAUUGGUGCUUCAAUUGAAGAACAAAAGCAGCAGCGGCGCUAUUAAAUCCAAGUUUUUCGAGCAGGGCCUGAACAAUCUUUCAUUGGACGACAAGAGUAAAUCACCCGAAACCCCAAAGGGUAUUCUUCUGCCCCCACCUCCCCCACCGCCUGGACCUCUCUCACCCGUUACGUCACCUGAGAAAUCUCCCGGAGAAUUUCCCUCAAAAUUCAGCCUCGACGAAUCCUCGGCAGCCGAGGCGCCGGAAGAUCGAGUAAAGGAGUCGAAGCCACCUGGAAAUGAAAAUGUACCCGACGAUGAUUUUGGAGAUUUUCAAGCUGCUGGGUAAUGUGUGUUGUGUGUUUUUGUUGGUUAUACUACACAAUACAUACAUACAGUAUAUGUAACUCAGGUGGCUUCUGUUGAUCUGUUCUGUGUGUUUGUUUCUGUUGGUUUUAUAUAUUUGUUAUUUGUUAUGGCUUAACAUUACCUCAAAUUAAAUCAUUGUUGCAACCAGGUCUUAUAAAAUGAAUUAUUUCAUUUUUAGUCCCACUCA
Messenger RNA from Andrographis paniculata, 2099 nucleotides. RefSeq lists its product as uncharacterized. The record is from RefSeq and is a predicted model, not a curated record. The transcript has 15 exons. Gene Ontology annotation, biological process: endocytosis. NCBI's taxonomy places the organism in Eukaryota, Viridiplantae, Streptophyta, Magnoliopsida, Lamiales, Acanthaceae. Gene Ontology annotation, cellular component: clathrin vesicle coat; membrane.